This is a messenger RNA of Oryzias melastigma (Indian medaka), 3316 nucleotides long. RefSeq names its product centrosomal protein of 120 kDa. Bases 165 to 3089 code for a protein of 974 amino acids. Gene Ontology annotation, cellular component: centrosome; centriole. The transcript has 20 exons. Gene Ontology annotation, biological process: centrosome cycle; interkinetic nuclear migration; positive regulation of centriole elongation. Lineage: Eukaryota; Metazoa; Chordata; Actinopteri; Beloniformes; Adrianichthyidae. The record is from RefSeq and is a predicted model, not a curated record.
GGCUGCCUGAUGUAACGGCGGUUUAUCCUCCGCCUUCGUCUUAGUUAAAUCCCCGCCGGUCCACUUUGUUUCCUGGAACAUCAUUCUGAGUGUAACGGCGGUCUUUAGACGGGAUUUCUCGAUUCGACCGAAGCUUUUUCCCUCAAAUCCGCGCAGAUGUUGACAUGGCCGCGAAGACAGACCAACUUCUCAUUGUUGUGUCCAUCCUGGAAGGUCGUCAGUUUCCAAAGAGCCCCCGCCUCAGUCUGGAGGUGCAGGCCAGCUUCGAUGGCGAGCAGCUGUCCACGGACCCGGUGGAGCACCGCGAGCAGCCGCAGUUCGGCACCGAGCUGGCCUGGGAGCUGGACCGCCGGACGCUGCACCAGCACAGGCUGCAAAGGACUCCCAUCAAGCUCCAAUGUUUCACCCUCGACCCCAGCAGUAAGAAGAGGGAGAACGUGGGCUACAUCAUCCUGGACCUGCGCUCCGUCCAAGAGGUGCAGCAGGAGCCGCGCUGGUACCCGCUGCUGAGCAGCAAAUACACCAAACAGAGGCCGGCCCUCCUCCUCAGCCUGAUGCUCGAGAGCGACUCCAAGCCCCCCCAAUCCUCCCCCGACAGAUUUAAGGCCAAGAAGGCCCCGCCCCGACAAGGCUCCUCUUCAGUGACUGAUCUGCUCCCUGACAAGCUGGAGGCCGUGCUGAUCUCAGACCAAGGUUACCAUCAGGUGGGACCUCCAGAUCGCUGCGUGGACAUGUUCGUGCUGUCCGUCACCCUGGCGUUUGCCUCCAGGCUGGAGCAGUUGGUUCCGAGCUCCAUGAAGCUGCCGACAGCAGACUCCGGUUUCUUCUUCUACUACUCUUUACUCGGCAACGACAUCACCAGCGAGCCUUUCCACAACCUGCUGAGUCCCGACUUUGAGCCGGAGCGCGCCUCUGUGCGCAUCCGCAGCAGCAAGCAGAUCCUGCAGACCUUCCUGUCGCAGCAGCCCGGCCUGCAGGUUCACCUGUGCUGUGGUAAUCACUCCCUCGGCAGCACAGACGUGUCUCUCUCGCGUUUGGCUGCAGUUUCCAUUGACCUGGAGAAGUCGUCGGCGACAGUGGAGGGCGUGUUUGUUCUUUGUCCGCCAAAACGCACAAAACUGCCUGCACUGCCCCCCGACCUGCAGCCCACCGUCGGAGUGGCUGUUACUUUGAGGAGGGAGGAGCUUCCUGUACAGUCUGCAGCAAAGCCUCCUUCUCCUCCAGCUGAGCGCAGACAUCAGAGCUACUCCUCAGUCCAGAAACCUCCUGAGCGCUCUCCUCCUCCUCCACUGUCACCUCACACAGAGAGUGAAGCAGAGAGUCUGCAGGAGGAACUCCAGAGGGAGCAGGAUGGAGCAGCAGGUCCAGCUGCACAUGUUGAACCUGCUCCUCAUGCUCCACCCAAGGCUCCACCUGCAGCUGCAGCGGAGGGCGGAGCCUCAUCCGUCAGCGUGUCUGCUCCCAAAGUGUCCAUUCCCUCCUCCGCUCAUCACUAUUGCUUCUCUCUGGACCUUCACAGUCUGGGAAAGCUCAGCCUGCCUCAUCCCAUCUCAGCAAUGCUCAGGUAUUCGUACCAGUUCUUUGGCAGCGCCGCCCCCAUCAUGACAAACCCUCCCGUGGAGCUGCAGAGGAACAUGGAGGCGGCUCUGCCGCAGUCCUACUGCGCCUUCAACUUUGCUUCUCUGCCCCAGCAGCUGCAGAACACCUUCCUCAGAGUCCCUCUGGUGGUGGAGCUCUGGCACAAGGGCACCACCAGCAGUGACGAGCUGUUCGGACGAGCCUCCAUCCAGCUCUCCCACCUGCUGAGCACAGAGAAGACGAGGUUCACGGGCCCAACCGGAGAGCCAGGCUGGAGGCAGAUCUACCAGGACCGGAUCGCUGUGGUCCACGUGCAGCGGCCCACAGAGAAGGUUGCAGAGCUGAGCUAUGUGGCAACUCUGGAGGACCUGGGCUUCAUCAAAGCCAAGCAGGUGGAGGUGUUGGACUCCUCACAGAAUGAAGUUCCACUACAAACAGUUCCUCCAUCUCUUCCACCAACGCUCAGACCUCCAGCGUCUAGCCCGUCACAGGCGCCCGCAGCCCCCAGAGACACCCUGGAGUACCGCACAGCUCUGGAGCUGGAGCUGUGGAAGGAGGAGCAGGAGGAUCUGUUUGAUGAUCAGCUGCGGAUGAAGGAGCUGCGGCACAUGCAGGCGCUGGCAGAGGAGUGGAGGAGGAGGGACGCAGAGAGGGAGGCGCUGGUCAAGAAGAAGGAGACGGAGUACAACCGGUUGGAGGAGCGGCUCCAGAAGACUCUGUCGGACCUGGAGAGGAGAGAGAAGGAGCUGGCUGAGGCUGAGCUGCAGACUCAGCGCCUGCAGAGGGAGCUGCGGGCCGAGCACGAGCUGACCCAGAAGGAGCUGCAGGAGAGCAGCAGGAGGCUGCAGCGUGAGUGCGACCAUCGGGUGGCGCUGGAGAAGGAGAAGGUCCAACUAAUGGAGGAUGAGCGAGCCCGGCUGCUGCAGCAGAUUGCAGACGGAGAGUCUCGAUUCAAACAGCUGGAGAAGGAGUUUCAGCUCUUCAGAGAGCAGCAGAACGUCAGGCCCGAGUUCAGGCUGCAGUCCGAGAUCAACCUGCUCACCCUGGAGAAGGUGGAGCUGGAGAGGAAGCUGGAGUCCACCACCAAGUCCAAGCUUCACUACAAGCAGCAAUGGGGGCGCGCCUUAAAGGAGUUGGCUCGCAUCAAACAGCGGGAACAAGAGAACGCCAUGACACGCCUGAAGAAGCAGCAGGCAGAGCUGGAAGCACUGAGGCUGCGUUACCUAGCAACGGAGGAGAAGGAGGCGGUCCAGCAGGACAAACAGGAGCUGCAGAACAUCCGGAAUGAGCUCAACAGAUUGAAAAACAAGGAAGAAAAGAUUGGCCCCUCCUCUUCAGAGCCUGACCCCUCCCACAGCCUAAAUGAAAGUGCAGAGGAGCACCUUAGCCGGCUCCUGGAGGAGAGAGACACACUGCUGCGGACAGGAGUCUACACGCAUGAAGACCGGAUCAUCGCCGAGCUCAACAGACAGAUCCAGGAGGCCAUGAGGGACAGAGGGACACACGGCUGAGGCUGCAGCCAAUCACAGGCAGGGACAGGAAGGAAAGUAGCGAAUAGCUGCCGACUCAGGUGUGUCUCCUGAUUCGGGGGAAACAUUUUCUUUAGCUUCUUUCAGAAGCUCGGAACUCUGCGGACAGAUACAAACAGUUUCAGAAGCAAAUGUCUUAAAUAUUAUUUAUUUUGUCAUCAGACUCGUAGCUAAUUUGUACAAGUAAAUGAUUAAAUCAGAUAAGAAUU